CAAUAAUAUGAUAUCGUAUAUGUAAGCUCAAUUUUCUUGUAAUAUUGUCAUUUCUUUGGUUUACUGUGUACUGUGUGUACGGUUCCUCAUGUCACUGGACUUCUUUAUACUAUUUCUUGUUGUCACUACAGUGACAUGUCGCCAUGUUCAAUUCUACCGGAAAGACUAUACAUACAUUGAGGAGUUCGAUGCCUAUUACAAAUUACAUGUGCCAUCGAAUAACGGUACAUGGAACGAUGCUUUCUUCACAUGUGACAAAGAAGACGCCUUGCUAUUUUAUCCAGACAAACCGAAUGAAUGGACCAUUGUGACCAACUUAACAGAAUCUGCUGAGCAGUAUAAUAUUACGGAUAUAUUUGUGGGAAUCCAUGAUAAUGGUGCUGGAGAGUUUAUGACUGUUAACGGCCAUUCAACACCGUCUCCUUUAAUAAACGAGGCGCAACUAACUGCUGGCCAAUGUGUGACGAUGGAUAUAGAAUCUGGAACCCUCAAAAUUGACAAUUGUGUCCAACAACCUGACGGAAUGCUGAAAUCUUUUGUUUGUAAGAAAGUAGAGGAUGUGUCUUGUCCCACCAUUGAUCGUAACUAUAUCUACUACAAGGAAACAAGGAAAUGCUACAAAAUAAACAAUCAUCUACAAACGUGGCACGAAGCAUCCCACACGUGCUUUAUGGAAGGCGGUCUACUGGUAGUCGUCGAAACUAACAUUGAGGCAGAGAUCUUAAAAUCAUUAAUGACAAGAUAUAAUCAUUAUCUUGCUGGAUAUAAAAAAAUUACUUCUGACAGUGGUUAUUAUACUCUUAAAGGUUCCACACUUUCCAGCAAUUAUGAGAGGUGGUAUCGAAAUGGGGGUGAAAAUGAUAGUCAAAUGUGUGGUAGCAUUUGUAAUGAUGAUAACUUCGUGUACACCGUGUCUGUAGACUGCAACGAUAAACAUCGAUCCAUUUGUCAAAUAGACACCCAAAACUGAUAUGGACUGCUUAAAAAACUGCAUGCUAUAAUAAUAAUAAUAAUAUACUUAAUUACUCAGACUACAAUUUGGUCCAUUUUGUUAGUAACAGUUUUCUUACAAACUAUGUUAGUAAAAAAGAAAAGCAAAUUAAUUAAAGCUUGUUCACUCAGAUGUGACCCAGCCGACUAGAACAGCAUCUGAAUGAAAUGCCCACUUAUAGGCGAGUUAUACUUCUCGCCUAUUACUUUUAGAAUGCUUAAAGAACAGAAUGUAUUUCCUCUAUCAUAUAGCGUGAUAUCGAAUCAUUAACAUGCUAGAAUGCUUUAAUAGUGAAAUUGUACCUUAUUCUCGAAAAUACAUCAGUUGCAAUACGACGAAAAAUUUUUGCGCUCCCAUACUAAAUUUGUAGUAAAUUUACAGAGUACAGGGGAAUAACACCUGAGUCCUCAGGAAUGGCAACGCAUGGGGACUAUCAUGCGAAACAGUAUACUCUGUUAUAUCCAUGGUACUGCUCAUGUCUAUAGGCGACGCUUACCACUUUCCAUCAGGUGGGCCGUCAGCUUGUUUGUCAUUCUAUGUUGCAUAAAAAAACUUAUCUACUAGCGAAAUAAAAUGUUAAUAGUGCAAUGAUUUUCUAAUUAAGUUGCCACUAAAAAUUUGAAUUUUGAUCACAAAAACGUACAUAAAAAAAUUCCGAAACAAAAUGUAAAGUAAAUGCAAAAAUUUUUAUAGUAGUUUUACAUGCAAAAUAUUUUAUGAUUAACGUUUUAUUUCGCUACCAGAAAACUUUUUAAAUAAUCAUACAAAAACAUUGAAAACAGUUCAAUAUUUUUUGAAAAUUGACAGAUAAUUCUGACGUUUGCCACACUUCAGUAAGUUAAGGUUAUGAACGCUCUUAAGUUGGCAUAAAACGUUUUAAAUUUCCCAUCGUUUUUUCGACUCGUAUUUCUUUGAGAAAAAUGUCCGAUUUCGCUAACAGAAAAGUCCCAUAAAGUUGUGCUAAUGUUUUCUAUAUAAUCCUGUAUUAUAAUAACGAUAAUAUAUUUCUGUAUUAUUUUUUCAUAUUAUUGUAUAAUUAUAGGUAUAAAUCAUG
This is a messenger RNA of Galleria mellonella (greater wax moth), 2045 nucleotides long. RefSeq lists its product as uncharacterized. The record is from RefSeq and is a predicted model, not a curated record. Lineage: Eukaryota; Metazoa; Arthropoda; Insecta; Lepidoptera; Pyralidae. Bases 89 to 970 code for a protein of 293 amino acids. The transcript has 5 exons.